AGCAGCAUAUAUUUCGGUUUGUAGCUAAACAGCUGUUGAAUCGAGAGCUGUAGUAGUCCAUAAGCGAUGAGACGACUGGCCUUUGUUUACAUUUUCCUGGCUUUCAUGGCCAUCCAAAGCAAUUUAGCAUUUGCCAGCUUCGACCAAAAGUCGCCAAACAUAGUGAUAAUACUAACCGAUGAUCAAGAUGUGGAUUUGGAUGGCUUAUUUCCCAUGAACAAUGUUAAACAUUUGAUUGGUGAGGCUGGCGCUACAUUUGAGAAUGCUUACACCUCUUCGCCGCUUUGUUGUCCCUCAAGAAGCAGUCUGUUGUCCGGCAAAUAUGCUCACAAUCACCAUGCCCGCAACAACUCUUUAAGUGGUGGCUGCAAUGGACCUUUUUGGCGUUCGAAAAUCGAGCUAAAUCAAACCAUGGCCACUUUACUGAGUGCAGUGGGCUACAACACAUUCUUUGCAGGAAAAUAUUUAAAUGCUUAUCAAGGCUCGGAAGUUCCAAACGGUUGGCAACAGUUCUAUGGGCUUCAUGGCAAUUCUCGGUAUUACAAUUACACCCUACGCGAAAACGAUCGCAAUGUCAGCUAUUCCGAUGUGUAUCUAACAGAUUUGCUAAAGGACAAAGUGUUGAACUUUUUCAACGCAAGGGACAAAUCUUCACCUUUUCUGGCUAUGAUAGCCCCUCCAGCUCCCCAUCAGCCAUUUACUCCAGCUGAUCGCCAUAAGGGGGCAUUUAAGGGCAGCACAGCCAAAAGAACUCCCAGUUACAACAAGCCGGACAGGGAAAAACACUGGUUGUUGGCUGAGUCCAAGCAAAUAUCGCCAGCCACUCUUAAGCUUAUGGAUUCCUUCUUUCAACAACGUUGGGAAUCUCUAUUGGCCGUAGAUGAAUUGGUGGCAGCAGUUGUUGAAAGCUUAAGCAACUCGGGUGAAUUGGACAACACCUAUAUAAUCUAUACCUCGGAUAAUGGCUAUCACUUGGGACAAUUUGCCCAGCCUUUUGAUAAACGUCAACCGUAUGAAACAGAUAUUCAUAUACCUUUGUUAAUAAGGGGACCCUCCAUAAAAUCUGGAGUUAAAGUUACCGCACCCACAUUGCUAAUCGAUAUCUUACCCACCAUUAUGGAGUGGACAAAUUUGCCAUUGGACUCACUUAUGGAUGGCCAAUCGUUUCAACCUUUUCUCACCAAUGCCGAUGGAUAUGAUGCUUCCAGCGAUCCUCUUUUUCGUCGUGGCUUUUUGAUACAACACUUUGGUGAAGGCAAUUUGCAAACAUAUAAACCUGAAUGUCCCAUGUGGCAGCCUGCUGAUCGCCUCGCCGAAUGCACUUUGGAAGCGGAUUGUCAUUGUCAGGAUUCAUGGAACAAUACCUAUGCCUGUGUUAGGAAUUUUGCCCAUCGCAUUAAUCAUUUGUAUUGUGAAUUUCAUGAUAACGAGGAUUUUAUAGAAUUCUAUGAUCUGGAUGAAGAUCCACACCAGCUAUACAACACGGGCCAACAAAUGUUAAUUAUUGAGAGAGCACUUUAUAGUUUGGCCUUACAGAAUUUGACCCAAUGCCAAGGGGCAUCAUCAUGUUCAAUUCAUAUAUUCUAGAUCAAAGAUUCUCAGACAUUAAAACUUUAAGUAUGUAUAUAUGUAAAUA
Molecule: messenger RNA, 1636 nt
Organism: Stomoxys calcitrans (stable fly)
Lineage: Eukaryota; Metazoa; Arthropoda; Insecta; Diptera; Muscidae
Product: N-acetylglucosamine-6-sulfatase
Exons: 4
Coding region: 67-1587 (506 amino acids)
Biological process (GO): glycosaminoglycan metabolic process
Molecular function (GO): N-acetylglucosamine-6-sulfatase activity; glycosaminoglycan binding
Source: RefSeq, a predicted model, not a curated record